This is a messenger RNA of Phaedon cochleariae (mustard beetle), 1067 nucleotides long. The record is from the annotation of a GenBank genome assembly. NCBI's taxonomy places the organism in Eukaryota, Metazoa, Arthropoda, Insecta, Coleoptera, Chrysomelidae.
AUGUGGAGGAUGCAAUGGUACUCCUUGGUGAUAUCGAUACAUGAGAUAACGAACUUGCUGCAAAGAAGAUACGAUACUGUUAGUGCUGAUCUACAACUAGCCUUCAGCAGAGAUAACAGAAAUAUUGAAGACAUUAAGGGCAAUGUAUCAAGGCUCAAAAUGCUCUUGGAAACUCUGUAUACGAUUGUAGCGUUAUUCAAUUCUUUGUUCGGGAAGUAUUUGGUUUAUAUACUUUCGAACUCAUUCAUGCAGCAUCUCUUGGUCUUGGAUCAAGCCAUGUCUGAAUCGUUCCGAUUCAUUGAUAGAUGGUUCCUGUUGGGAUCGUAUAUUUUUUACGGGAUCUUCACUGUGGUGACGAUAAUGUCGUGUGAUAAGCUGGAGAAAAGCGGUCUCAAAGUCUUGGAAACCUGCCACUAUCUGCAAACCACCGUCGAAGACGAUUUUGCAAGAAAAGAGCUCGCUAGUCUCGCUGAUUUCGUCAAGGCACUCCUGCCAACUAUCUUCACUGUGGUGGCGAUCAUGUCGUGUGAUAAGCUGGAGAAAAGCGGUCUGAAGGUCUUGGAAACCUGCCACUAUCUGCAAACCACCGUCGAAGACGAUUUUGCAAGAAAAGAACUUGCCAAUCUCGCAGAUUUUAUCAAGGCACUCCUGCCAACUAUUAGUGCUGCAGGAUUUUUCAAGAUAAACCAACGUCUGUUGCCAGCGUUCCUCUCAGCUUUGACUUCGUAUGUUAUCAUCAUUAUCCAAUUCGAAAUGUGAAUUGGCCAAUGCGAGAGGAUGGAACAGAACAUUACGGACUGGAUCUGAAUUCCUUCGGCAAUGGUUUGUUCUCAUAAUUUGGUGUGAGGGUAUCUGAGCCCUCAUCGUAGAUGUGUGGAGUGUGUUUCGAUUCAUUUCUAUUCACCAGGUGUUCUCCAAUUAGAUGUUGAUAUGUACAGACAUUUCUUAUAUUUGAUGAAUUCUCAAGAUACAGGGAGUUGAGAUUGAAAAUGAAAUUGCAUUUCUUUUUCUUAUAGCAAAGAGUUUCGGAGAACAUAUAGAGAAUCUAGUCUAAUGAAAAAAACUUU